GAGGCGCUGGCGGAGCUCGCGGGCGUCUCUGAGGAGCGACACCAGAAGGUGGAGGAGGAGAUGCGGCGGAAGCGCUGCCAGGCCUUUGCCGUGAUUUUCCGCGCGACGCUCUCGGGCCGGAUACGCGUAGUGCAACGGGAAGCAUUUGCAGAAUUGGCGCUACAUGCGAGGAUUCAGGCGCUCUGCCGCGGGCAGCGCAUGGCGGCAGCCAAUCGCUUGGUGCGUGCAGUGGGGCAGCCCUUCUGGCGCCAGCGCGAAAGGAGCCUGGCUGCCUGGCGGGCUCAUGGACAGGCAAAGACAUUGGCGGCAGCCAAGGGUUUGCGGCGUGCGCUGGUGUUGCUCUCCAAGCUGCUGAGAGCCCGCGAGGCGGACGCCAUGCGCCAGGCCUUGGUGCAGCUGAGCCGGCUCUGCCAUUCUGUGCGCCAGGAGCAGAAAGCGCUUCGCCAUUUCGAAGCGGACGAGUUCUACAAAGGCCUGUGGCAGCUGGACGAUCCCUCGCGCCGCCGCGCCGCUGUUCGGCUCCUGCGCCUGGCUUUGUCCAAGAGCAGCCGGCGGCGCCUCAGCGGCGCGGUGCGGCUCUGGAGCCGCGGCGCCGGCGAGCGGCUGGGGGCGGACGUGGAGUCGUCGCUGCGCCAGGCGCAGAGCGUCAACGCAGAGCUGGCACAGAACAAUCGCGAAGUGGAGGUGGAAGGUCUGGUGAGUUGCUUUGUGCACAGCCUGGGCGGCGCGGUGCAGCGGCGCCAGCUCUGGGCGCUGCGGAACUGGGGUGCCUCACUCACGCGCUUACGCUUUCAGCCCGCCUCUCGUGCGCGCCUCCAAGCGCAGCCAGGUUGA
Molecule: messenger RNA, 834 nt
Organism: Effrenium voratum
Lineage: Eukaryota; Dinophyceae; Suessiales; Symbiodiniaceae
Source: the annotation of a GenBank genome assembly